GGUUGUCAGGUUGUAGCAGGCGGAAAAGUUCGACCAAUCAGAAUCAUUGACGUGUGUAGUCGGCGUAGUCUGUUUAAAAAUGUCACUGUUUGAUAGAUUUACAAUGCCAAAAAUUAACAUUUUCUGUGUUUUACUUUGUGUAAUUUUUCUGUCUAGUUAUGCCUCAGGCAAGAGUGCUCAAUACGUUUCAUGUGGAUCAGUUUUCAAAUUAAUGAAUUCUGCGACGAAAGUUCGUUUACAUUCCCAUGAUGUUAAGUAUGGUACUGGAAGCGGUCAGCAGUCGGUUACUGGUGUUGAAGAGAAAGAUGAUAGUAAUUCACACUGGGUGGUAAAAGCAGAGAAUGGAAAGCAGUGCAUACGAGGGGAACCCAUAUCAUGUGGGUCAAUUAUAAGGUUGGAACAUUUGACUACAAAUAAAAAUUUACAUUCCCACUUAUUCCCAUCUCCCAUUUCAAACAAGCAAGAAAUAUCUGCCUAUGGCUCUAAUGGUGAUGGUGAUACAGGGGAUAACUGGAAACUGGUUUGUGAUGGAUCAUUUUGGGACCGUAAGCAAGAGGUGUCCCUUAAACAUGUAGACACUGACGCCUAUCUUGGAGUUUCAGGGAGGCAAUUUGGACGCCCAAUUAGUGGUCAAGCAGAGGUGGUUGGAGAGUUCUCAAUCUCUUCUACUGCUCAAUGGAUAGCAAUGGAAGGACUAUUCAUCCAUAAAAGUGAGUUAGAUUCAAGAACAAUGGGUCAUGAUCCUUCAGAACUCUAGUCAUUGGUGUGGUGAUUUCCGCACCUUUUCAACCUGUGAUUCUGUGAAGUAUUCUGUUGUGUGAAUAUUGCAGUUUGCUUAUAGAAGUGUUUUUUGUGAAGAAACUGGUUUGAAUUGGGAUCUGUAAGACUAAAGAAAUUUCCCAGCUCAAUUGACAUUUUUUAUAGAGCAAAAUUUCUAAGAGACUGAUGACAUUGUGGGCGAUAUGUUUUGAAAUGUCAAUGCUGUUCAGUGUUAGCUGUUCCUGAAUUACUAUAUUUAUUUUUACCUCCAAAGUCCUUGUCUUUCACCUAUCUUGGAGUUGUAACAUUUUAAAUAUCAGGUUUUUGUGGGAUUUAGAUCAUUGUCAAGGCUAGACAAAAUACCCAUUUAAAAUUACCCUAUCCUCUUCUCUUGUAUUUGUUCUUCAUGUAUUUAAUACUGGUACAGUGAUUGUAGGUCUAAUUCUCAACAUGCUGUGUUAAACUGAUUGAGCAACCUUUAAUUUACAUUCAAAUAGAGCACAUAGUGCAAAGAUAGUAAAUGUCUGUACUUAUUGAACAAAAAAUAAUUGAUGUAUUUUGUUCCAUGUAAAGAAAUUGUAAAUUUGAUAACAUUUAAUGUUCCAGUUUUCUGGUCUGCUUCUGACUGUUUAUGCUUAAAGUUUUUCUUUUAGUGUGUCGGAGACAUUUGCAUCUUUGUAUACCAAAAAGGUUUUAUUGAGGAAGCUUCUGAUUUCCGCAUGCUACUGUAAUUAUAUCCUCCCUUUUUCCUUUUGUACUUUCCCAAUCAAACAUUUGUAGCUACUUCGUUUACUUGUAUUAUAAUCAGAAAAAUAAUAUCAUACAAUGUGUGGAAUUUUAUAAA
Molecule: messenger RNA, 1603 nt
Organism: Frankliniella occidentalis (western flower thrips)
Lineage: Eukaryota; Metazoa; Arthropoda; Insecta; Thysanoptera; Thripidae
Product: stromal cell-derived factor 2
Exons: 5
Coding region: 80-757 (225 amino acids)
Source: RefSeq, a predicted model, not a curated record